GCGGCCGCGUUUAUAUGGGAGUAGCGCGGGGCGCCGCUGAGUUGUUCCAGUUCGCCCGCUGCUGUGCAGCCGCCGUCGCCGCCUCGGCCCGGCACCCGCCGUCCCGCCGGGAAGGAGUCGGGACCGUUUCGGAUCUCAAGCAGACGGCCCUCUCCUAUCUAGUCGUGGCUUUUCCAAACCCUCCGAGGAGAGCGGGAUCUUUCGGUCCUUCCUGUAUAUCCGACCAUUACAGGAUCUAGAAAUGUCGACGACACUUUUAUCUGCCUUCUACGACAUUGACUUCUUGUGCAAGACAGAGAAGUCCCUGACCAACCUCAGCAGCAUGCUGGACAAGAAAGCCGUGGGGACCCCGGUGACCCCUCCCAGCUCCAGCUUCGCGCCGGGCUUCCUGCGGCGGCACUCGACCAGCAACCUGACGGCGCUGGCCGGCGGCUCUAAGUUCCCCAGCCCCACCGGCUCCAGCUCUUCUUCCACAUCCUCCUCCUCGUCGUCGUCCUCCUCCUCCUCGUUCGGCAAUCUGAAGGAGACGGGUUCCGGCGGAGGCGGCGGCAGCAGCAGCCCCACGGCCCUGCUCAACAAGGAGAACAAGUUCCGGGACCGCUCCUUCAGCGAGAACGGCGAGCGCAGCCAGCACCUCAUGCAGCAGCUUCAGCAGCAGCAGCAGGCGGCCGGCAAGGGGAGCGGCUCCGGCGGCGGCGGCGGGGCCCCCAUCAACUCGACGCGCUACAAGACGGAGCUGUGCCGCCCCUUCGAGGAGAGCGGCGCCUGCAAGUACGGCGAGAAGUGCCAGUUCGCCCACGGCUUCCACGAGCUGCGCAGCCUCACCCGCCACCCCAAGUACAAGACCGAGCUCUGCCGCACCUUCCACACCAUCGGCUUCUGCCCCUACGGCCCGCGCUGCCACUUCAUCCACAACGCCGACGAGCGCCGCCCGGCGCCCGGCGGGGGCACGGCCGCCCCCCCGCCCGCCGCCGCAGCCGGGCCGCACCACCACCCGCACCACGCGGCCCCGCACCCCGCCGGCAGCACCGGCGACCUCCGCGCCUUCGCCCCCCGCGACCACCCGCUGGGCGGCGGCGGCGGCUUCGGGCACCCGCGCGGCGGCGGCGGCGAGCGGCCCAAGCUGCACCACAGCCUGAGCUUCUCCGGCUUCUCCGCCCACCACCACCACCAUCACCCCCCGCACCCCCACGGCACCGCCCCGCCGCCGCCGCCGCCCGGUGGCCGCCUGGACGCCGCCCUGCUGGAGAGCCCCGGCGGGUCGCGCACGCCGCCGCCGCCCGCCUCCGCCUCCUACUGCGAGGAGCUGCUCUCGCCGCCCUGCGCCAACAACGCGUUCGCCUUCUCGGGGCAGGAGCUGGGCAGCCUCAUCGCCCCCCUCGCCCUCCACACCCAGAACUUCGCCGCUGCCGCCGCCGCGGCCGCGGCCGCCGCCGCCUAUUACCGCUGCCAGCAGCAGCCGCCGCCGCCCGGCGGGGCCUGCCCGCCGCCCCCCGCCUCGCCGCCCUUCAGCUUCCAGCCCCUCCGCCGCCUCUCCGAGUCGCCCGUCUUCGACGCGCCGCCCAGCCCGCCGGACUCGCUCUCCGACCGGGAGAGUUACCUGAGCGGCUCCCUCAGCUCCGGCUCCCUCAGCGGCUCCGAGUCGCCCAGCCUGGACUCGGGCCGCCGCCUGCCCAUCUUCAGCCGCCUCUCCAUCUCCGACGACUGAGGGAGCGCGGGGCAGCGGCCGGGGGGGCCCCGCGGCGGCCCUGCAAGUAAGUUACCGAGCGAAGAAAGCGAAACCUCUCCUUCCUCUCUAUUUUUGGUUGGGUUUUUUUUAUAUAUAUAUAUCUAUCUAUCUAUCCACCGAGAGCUGAACAAAACGAGAAACAAAGCAUUUUGCAAAAGGGCAAAUGACACGAACUGAACAAACCUAUUUUUAUAGAGAGACCUUGGAAGAAGGGGAUUUUUGUUUCGGGGUUUUUUUUUGUUGUUGUUGUCGUUCUUUGGAGACAAGUUAUGAUACGCACCAGCAGCAGCCAUUCCAUCUGUGUUCGAAAAAAAAAAACAAAACAGCAUUAGAAAAGACAGCACCAGAAAGCAACAAACAAUCCGGGGAGCGCCGGUUCGCCAGCCCAGCUCCUCCAAUCCUGCAGACACACAGAAAAAAAGUUACAAACUAGUUUGUCUUUCAAUCCAGUUCAAAUAAAAACACAGAACAUACUAAACCUAUAAGCUUUUUUUUAGGAAAAAAAAAAAAAAGAAAAAUCCAACAUCCUGCCAAGAAUAUGCCUUGAUAACAACCUUCUUUUUUAUAUAUAUCUAUAUAUUAUUAUUAUAACAAAUGCUAAAACCUUCAUUCCAAAGUUUAAUAUUGGUUCCAUUGCCACCACUUAGUGGAUGUUUGGCUUUUAGAACAAUUUUUUGUUGUUGCUUUAUUUGGAAGCACUCAACUGAGUUUAGUUUGUAAUUGUUGGAGAAUAACUGCUGAUUUUUUAAAUUUUUUUUUAGCUGUUUGAGUUGAUUGCAUGUAUGAGUCACUGCACACAACUCAAUAUGAAACUAUUUAACUUAUUUAUUAUCUUGUGAAAAGUAUACAUUGGUAAUUUGUUCAUACUGUAUUUAUCGGGUAUGAUGAAAAGCAAUAGAUAUAUAUUCUUUUAUUAUGUUUAAAUUAUGAUUUUCAUUAUUAAUCGGCAAAAUGUGGAGUGUGUUCUUUUCACAGUAAUAUAUGCCUUUUUGUAACUUCACUUGGUUAUUUUAUUGUAAAUGAGUAAAAUUCUUAAUUUAAGAGAUGGUAUGUAAUAUUUAUUUCAUUAAUUUCUUUCUUUGUUUACGUAAAUCUGAAAGAUUGCAUGGUUUCUUUAUAGAAAUCGGUCUCGAUGCUGUGGAAGUAGUUUGCGGAAUUUCUAUGGGUUUUUUUUUAGAAUGUAAAUGGUUGUAGCCCGUCCGAGUUGAAAAACGAGAGAAAAAAAAAAAGAAAAAAAAAGACUGACUUAGCAAUCAGACUUCAAAGUGGCAAAUCUAAUUCAGACUUGUUAAAAAUAACCAAAAAGUAUUUUUGUUGCCUAACUCCACGAAUCACACUGUGAUAUAGUCUCAAAGUAUGUAGCAAUAAUUGGGGGUCCCAGUAUUAUGUCUCACAGUGCCUUCUUGAGGGUCCAUGCUUGCCUUAAAUAUCUCUCAACCAAAUAAGUAUUUUUCCUAAUGCUUGAGAUAAUUUGAAUGUAGGGAUGGGUUUUAAAUACAGCAAAAUUUCGCCACUCUAUUUUAUAAGAACAGAGGCCAUCUUUGGAUCUGAAACUUUCUAUAAUACAGGAACAUAUCUUGUUUAUUGAAUUCCAAAACCUGUAUUUUUUUUUCCCUAUUGUAGAAAGUUGGGAGUUUUCCAAAAGUUUCCUGGACGGUGGAUGAAUGAGCAGUAGCUUAGUUUUGUUUGUACAUAGGUACAGAUUGAGCACUAUGUACUCUUUUGGACUACUUUAACAGAAGUAUGUUUUGAAUGUAACUAAAGGAUAAGUCAACUUGAGUUGUAAUAUAUUUUUCGGGAGUCAGUUCACUACAGAUUAUGUGAGACUGUAAACUUUGUACUGUAAAUGUUUUGUAGUUCUCCCAAUAAAAUUUUUUGGAAAAAAAAAACAAAACAAAACAAAAAACAACACCAGUAACCCUUCCAAGUGCCGAAGCCCUGGCUGCCAGGCAGGAGUAUUUCAUGCUAAACACCACCCCCCCCAAUCACAGAUAUGUCUAGCUACAGAUUAACCAGUUUGCACUGCCACUCCAGGCUGCUCCUGCAGCCCUCGCUGGUCGGUGGCCAAAGUUAAUAAACGCUUCCAGAAGGUUCGGGAAUGUCAGCGGUGUACUGUAUCCUGCUUUUCUUUUUCUUCUUUUUUAAUUUUUUUUUUUUUUUAAGAGGCUGGAGAAUCAAACCUCUGCUGCUUCUAGUGCAACAGCUGGAGUGGAAAAAUCUAGUAGUGGCAUUUAUCAAUCACAUCGCUUAUGGGGCUAUGUGAAUGUGCCAUUAGCCUUCUUGCCUUGUUUGGGGUAAGGAGGAAGUGGCAGUUUGGGUAAUAAAAAGGCAUAAUUAAGGUUUACCCUUUGUCCCAAAAGCUUUGUUCUUCUUCACUUACAGGAAUGCGGACUUCUGCCUCAAUGCUCCCAUCACCCAGCUGAGGGCAUAUCUGUGUUAAUCGGGCUAGCAUUAAAUGUGCUAAUCAGUUUUCAGGGCUUGGGUUUUAAACAAAUUACCUUUUCGAGGCUGUAUUUAUAUAACUAAAUACUUGGCAGCCUGGGGGCUGUAUGAGUAUUAAUACUGGAAGAAUUUUAGUUAGUAUCUCCACACUUUGGCACCCUAUUCCAAUCGGUCCCUUAAAAACUUUUAAGUCACGAUUUCUACAGGCUUAUUUUUGUUCUUUUGUCAUACUAAUAAUAAAUGUUGUUAACAUUAUGGCAUUUCUGCACUGCCUGGGCUGCCACAGCACUUUCUAUAAAUACAAGAUAGAAUGUAAUACUGGUGCCAUAUGUUUGUGUAACAAACCUUGGACUGACACUUAGUUUAAAAUUAAAACAAACGUAAGCAAUGUAUGACAACACAGCCCAGCUACAGCAAUCACCUUUUUUUUUUAAUGGAUCCAGUUUGACAUUCUGGCUCAGAAUUGCUCCCUUUGAUUCCCAGACUAAUUUCUGAUGAAACUUCUUUUUGUCACUGUCUGCACAGUGGCACUGAGCUGUGAUGGGUCCUUCCCCAGGCAGCUCUGGUACAGAUGCUUUGGCUGGAAGGAGCAGGCCCAUGCCAGUGUUUUGGAGGAACAGAGGGUGGCUGUUGGUUUGACCAGUGCCUAAGCUGAUGUCUUAACUCACUUCUGGGAUUUUGAGAUUAAUUUUCACACUAAAACUGCAUUAAUUAGGAAUGCAUGCCUCAUUUAAUUUCAGAUUUUCUUUCUUCUCUAGGUACAGUUUUUGCUUCUCUCACUCACCCACCCAUUCCCCUGAGCCUGCCUUUUUCUUGCUGCAGUAGAUAAGGACCUUAUUUAUUUCUAUAUUUCCCUUAUCUGGGACAGCUGUACUCGCAUCAGUGCAGUACUUCCAUCUUCCCUGUGGUUUUCUGUUGAUUGAAUGGGAUCUUGGUGAGGGUGCUGGGCUUGGCUUUGGUGUCUCCUGGCUGGAAGAGGAGCUCUGGAAGCUUUACAGCAGCUGCCCCACAUGAAUCACAACCGCGCUGGUGUCAGUGCCAGUGUUCAGUGUGUUAAAAAGUUGCUGCCAGGACAGGAUGGGUGAUGGCCCAGCGGUGUCUCCCAGCUGGCUGCUGGCAUGCCAGUGCGUGGGGACAGCUGGGCCUGAGCUGCUCUCUUCCCAAGUGACACUCUGAGGCCUCUGUGCUGCACCCUGCUCUGUUUGUAUCUCCAAAGUGUGCUGCAACCUGGCCCGUUGCAGUGUUAAUGUUCUGCUGUUCAGAAAUCCGGGAGUCCUUGAACUGGGAAGAUAAAGCGUCUGUUUCUUGUGCUGCACAAUCAAGUGUUAACCUUUAAACUGGUGACUUAUGUUGUUGACUUAAGCAAAUGUUCUCUUGCUUUCAUUUCAAAAUUCAGCAAAGCAUGUAAAGCUGGUCAGGCCAUUCAGAACUUUCUGAUACAUUGCAAUAAAUUGAUAAAUACUGUGUAAAAA
Molecule: messenger RNA, 5643 nt
Organism: Sturnus vulgaris (Common starling)
Lineage: Eukaryota; Metazoa; Chordata; Aves; Passeriformes; Sturnidae
Gene: ZFP36L2
Product: ZFP36 like 2 zinc finger CCCH-type
Molecular function (GO): mRNA binding; metal ion binding
Source: RefSeq, a predicted model, not a curated record